AAACCAACCAAGGUUGUAGUCCCAAACCCCACCCGGGCCGCCGGGCGCAAGCGGUCGAGCUCGAGCUCGAGCCCAAUCCAUCGGAAACCCCCAACCCUAGCCUCCGACUCGAGCCGAUCGACCCCGAUCCGAUCUAAUGUUCCCCACCGUCGACGACCCCUCCGCCGCCGGCGCCAUGGUGUCGGCCUCCUUCCCUGACGCCGACGCCUACGGCAACGGCGACUCCGACGACCUCGACUUCCCCGUGGACCCAAACCCUAACCCCGUGUUCUCCUCUCCCGCCGCCCCCGCGUCCGCCGGCGCGGCCGGGGAGCGGCGCCCACUGUUCCAGCGCCUGUGGACGGACGAGGACGAGAUCGUGAUCCUGCGCGCCUUCGCCGAGUUCACGGCGCAGCGGGGCACCGCCUUCGCGUCGCACCAAUACGACACCACCCCCUUCUACGAGGACAUGCGCCGCCGCCUCAACACCGGCUUCACCAAGAACCAGCUCGUGGAGAAGAUCCGCCGCCUCAAGCGCAAGUACCGCAACUGCGUCGAGCGCCUCCGCGUCGCCGGCGCCGGCUUCAACUUCCGCUCCCCGCACGAGCAGGCCAUCUUCGAGAUCGCCCGCACCAUCUGGCGCCCCGCCUCCGACAAGCACGGCCGCGACUCCGACGACGAGGGCGGCGGCGGCGGCAACAACGCCCACGACGCCACCUUCGCCAUGGACGCUGCCACCUUCGCCAUCGACGCCGCCCUCGCCGCCGCCAACGGGGGGUCCGCCAAGUCCCCUACCUCGAGGCCACGACGUGGCCGCCGCCGCCGCACGGGCGACUUCCCCGCCGACGCGGUCCCGGAGACGACGCUCGCGCUGCCGCCGGCGCCCAUGCCGGUGAUGACCGAGGACGUGCUCCCCUCGUUCCCGCAGGUGACUGCGGCAGCGGUCAUGGACGGCGGCUGCGGCGUCAGCGUGGACCCAGCCUCUGGGCUGCCGGCCGCGCUGUCAACAGCUGCGGCGGCAGCGGCCGUCUCCGGCAGCAGCACCGCGGAGAACCCCAUCCUGGCGGCGCUGUUCAAGGAGAUGGUGCACGCGAUGCUGAGCGUCGGCGUCGGCGGCAGCACGGCGCUUCUGGGGCUGGAGCCGCCGCCCCCCAUCGCUGGGGUGCCGAUGGAAGGGGAGAAGUGGCGGCAGCAGCGGAUCCAGGAGCUGGAGGUGUACCUGCGUCGGAUCGACCUGCUGCAAGACCAGGCGAGGGCGGCGCUGGACGAACUCAGGUCCGCCCCGCACGCCGGAGGAAUGAACACCUGAUGAUCAGCAGCUCCAGAGUCGCGUCGUCUUGCAGAUAGCGCAUCGUCCAUAACCAUGAGAAAAGAUCAUUUUUACCGGUAGAUUUCUCUAGGCUCGAGCAGCAGCAGCAGAAGGGGAGUUUCGUCUGUAAUUCUCAUUUUCUGUCUGCGCUGCAGACUAAGCCGCCUGGUCUUCUCUUAUUUUAUAUAUAAUAACUUAUAUAAAGAUUGUCCUA
Molecule: messenger RNA, 1502 nt
Organism: Zea mays
Lineage: Eukaryota; Viridiplantae; Streptophyta; Magnoliopsida; Poales; Poaceae
Exons: 1
Coding region: 137-1288 (383 amino acids)
Biological process (GO): regulation of DNA-templated transcription
Cellular component (GO): nucleus
Source: RefSeq, marked validated